AUGUCCCUCCCUAUGAGCAUCAACCCCUUCCCAUUAUCCCAUUCCCACAAAGUCUCUGUCCUCUCUGCCUCCAAACCCCUCAGGCCACGCUGGCCUCGGAUGGGCUCCACAACCAGUACGCCAAUCGCCACCGCCCAUCGCAACGGCAAGAAGGAGAAGAUCGUUGUCGUCAUGGGGGCCACCGGCACCGGAAAGUCCAAACUUUCCAUCGACCUUGCCACCCGCUUCGGCGGGGAGAUCAUCAACUCCGACAAAAUGCAAGUCUACAAGGGUCUCGACAUCACCACCAACAAAAUCCCACCCAACGAGCGGCGCGGUGUCCCCCACUACCUCCUCGGCGAGGUCGACCCGGAAGACGGCGAGCUCACCCCCGAGGAGUUUCGCCAGCUCGGCGAGUCCAUCAUCUCCGACAUCACUUCGAGAAAGAAGCUACCCCUCAUCGUCGGUGGGUCCAACUCGUUGGUACAUGCGCUGGUCGUGGAGAAGUUCGAUCCCGAGUCAAACGUCUUCGACGGGUCGGGGUUGGUCUCGUCGGAGCUGAGGUACAACUGUUGUUUUCUCUGGGUGGACGUAUCGUUCUUGGUGCUGUCGGAGUACCUGUCGAAGCGGGUGGACGACAUGCUGGAUAUGGGGAUGUUCGAGGAGCUGGCAGAGUUUUACGACCCCGCCGAGUCCGAAAACACGUCCCCUCGUACCGGGUUGGGGAAAGCCAUCGGAGUCCCAGAGUUCGAGAGGUAUUUCAAAAGGUUCCCAUCCCCCGCUGCCGAUCCGGUGCGGAAGAGUGCAUACGAGGAGGCGGUGAGGGAGAUAAAGGACAACACGUGUCAGCUGGCGAAGCAGCAGAUAGGGAAAAUCAUAAAGCUGAGAGGAGCCGGGUGGGACCUACGGAAGAUGGACGCGACGGAGGCGUUAAUUGCGGUGAUGACGUCAGCGGAGGGACGUUCAGAAAUUUGGGAGAAGCAGGUGCUGGAGCCAAGCGUGAAGAUUGUGAAGGCUUUCUUGGAGGAGUAG
This is a messenger RNA of Corylus avellana, 1011 nucleotides long. RefSeq names its product adenylate isopentenyltransferase-like. NCBI's taxonomy places the organism in Eukaryota, Viridiplantae, Streptophyta, Magnoliopsida, Fagales, Betulaceae. Gene Ontology annotation, biological process: tRNA modification; cytokinin biosynthetic process. Gene Ontology annotation, cellular component: mitochondrion. The record is from RefSeq and is a predicted model, not a curated record. Gene Ontology annotation, molecular function: AMP dimethylallyltransferase activity; tRNA dimethylallyltransferase activity.